AGACUCGGACGUGAACGCGAACGUGCGCAACCCAAGCAAAAAUUAAGCGAAUUUAGAUUAAGUUUUAAUGUGGGUUUUUGUGACGUUUUAUUGAGAUAUACCAAAGUUGCACAGUUUUUUUGUUGUUGUUUCCUUCGCUCUUCGUUUAAUGAACACUAACGAUUGCUCCAGAAAUAAAGUGAAGACAUAACAUAUAGAGCACAAAGUUACAUUCCCCGUUGAACCGCCUUGUCGCCAUGAACAGACUCGGAUGCGGAAAAGUUUUAGCUGCGGCUUUACUUCUACUACUCCUGCAGCUUGGCAACUCUCAAGCUGAGUUCAACGAUUCGACGUUGCAACUGCAGCGAUUUCGACUCAACACCCUCAAUGCCACAAAUGUCUGGUCGUUGCCACUGCCACCGUUGGCAGCUGUGCCACAGCAGCCAGUCAAGGAGGCGGGUGGACAUGAUGCACACUUGGCACGCAGUUCCAUCAUCUAUGGCCUCGCAGAGGUCGCGAAUGUGAGCAAUGUGAAUGCAGUUUGCCACGCCCAGCUGAAGCACGUUCAACGCGGAGUCCUGGGCAAACAGCCAUGGGCCAUGAAAGUACUCGAUGCAUCUGGCAGCAAGUCGUCGGGCUUUGUGUUUGGCCAAAACUAUUGGCUCGGGAGUCGGGACGCCUGUCGUGCCGUCCAACGUCCUGUGGGCGUAACUUUGUCUCAGAACUAUGAGCGUGUCAUGCACUAUGGACUGAUCACUCAGCAGGCGCCUUUUGCUAUGGACUAUCGGGUGGUUUAUCUGAGUCACAGUUCGCCGUGGCAGGUGGAGAUCAAACUCAUGCCGGAGCAGGUGCUACACAUUGGUCUGUGCCUGCCCAGCGCUUGUCAGUCCACAGAGAUCAAGGCGCUGACUGGCGAUUAUUUGGCCAGCAGUUACAUGGACAACGAAGUCUUUGAGCUGCGUCCCGAGGUCCUGUACAUGAAGGAUCUGCAAUUGCGCCAUGGAUUCUACGAUCGCCCGAGCUUCAAACUUUUGGCUGUCGCCGUUUUGGUCACUUGUGCUUUUAUGCUCUGUGCUCAACAGCUGAAAGUGGACAAGAAACUGCCCCCGGAGGGCGAUGAUGUGGAUGCUGGACUGGCGCCAGUGGAGUCGGAAAUGUGGCGAGCAUUGCACUCGCUGCUCAAGUGGCAGCCACUGCAGAACUUUGUCAGCUGCUACGAUGUGAGCAGCAAUUGGCGCAAGAUUUGUGCAGUGCGGGAGACGAAAGCCCAGGAGAUUCCUUUGCUGAAUGGCGUGCGUUCGGUGUGCGCCAUUUGGUUGCUGGUCUUCCAUGUGUUUUGGUUCAUGUAUUUCACCAUCAACAACAAGGCGCAGCUCAUCUCCUAUGCGGAGAAGUUCGGAUUCCAAUACCUCUCUUCGGCUCCGUUGCUAGUGGAUGUUUUCUUCACCAUCAGUGGCUUUCUGCAGGUCUACAAUUUUAUGCGCAACACCCAGCAAGUGGACGCAGUGCGUCAGAAUGGUCUGCUGGCCAAUGCCAAGUUGUAUGGGAAGUUGCUCUUCCAUCGCUAUCUACGCAUUGGACCUCUCUAUCUGAUUGUCAUUGGUAGCGUUGACUUGGCAUUUGCCUACAUCGGAGACACUUCAGUCUAUCACAUCUAUGAUCGCUUCGAUGAGCUUUGCGCUCAACAUUGGUGGCGUAAUGUCUUCUUCAUACAGAAUCUGUUUGAGCAUCAGGAGAUGUGCCUAAACUGGAGCUGGAGUCUGGCCUGUGACAUGCAAUUCUUUCUGCUGGCUAAUGGUGUCUUAUUUCUCUAUGCCAAGCGUCCCAAGUUGGCUAAGCAAGUGACAAUUUCCAUGCUGUUGGCCUCCCUCGUCUGGUCGAUUGGCAUUGGCAUCAAGCACAACUUUGAGUUUUCCUUUGACGCGUUUUAUGCCACCGGAUCCCAUAUCUAUACCAGCUCCUUUGUUCGCGUUGUUCCCUACAUCGUUGGAGCCAUUGCUGCUUGGCGUUUGCAUGAGCGAAAACAGCAGUCUAAGGAGUCUAAUUUGAGUGAUCGGAAGGAGCGUUUCUAUUGGCACUUUAGUCUUGUUGGCUUCAUGAUCUGCCUGUUUUCAACAGUUAAACGAGAUUUGGGAUAUCUGAUUACAAUCUUACUGUUUGCCCUUGGCCGAGUGUUGUUUUCAAUGUGUAUUUGCUGGAUGAUUUGCCGCAGCUCCAAGGGAAGCGGUGUUUGGUGGUCUCGCUUGCUGGAGGCUCCCAUCUUUCAGCACUUCAAUCGGCUGACAUAUGCCAUUUAUCUGCUGAAUCCAUUGGUAAUCUCACUUGUCUUCAGUCUUACAACCGCCAGCACGCAUGUUGAUGGUUUUAUGAUGUGCGUUGUUGCUUGCGGCUUUGUGAUGAUUGUCUAUCUGGUGUCGCUUGUGUACUCAAUGGCAUUUGAGUUGCCCUACAGCAAUUUGUCCAGUUUGUUGAUGAAGCGCAACAGCAACAAUAGUAAACCAAAAACUACGUAACGUGUGAUCAACUCUGUUCUAUGAACAUGGCUUUAUAAACAACCUAGUGCGUUUAGCUUAAUGUUUCCUCUGUAUAUAAAUUUGCAAGCAUAGUCCGUAUAAUUAGUAGUAUUAACUUCUGCCAAAUAAAGGAGUCUACGAUCUUAAA
Drosophila nasuta is the source of this 2640-nucleotide messenger RNA. Its product is annotated as nose resistant to fluoxetine protein 6. Bases 237 to 2492 code for a protein of 751 amino acids. Gene Ontology annotation, molecular function: acyltransferase activity, transferring groups other than amino-acyl groups. The record is from RefSeq and is a predicted model, not a curated record. The transcript is spliced from 6 exons. NCBI's taxonomy places the organism in Eukaryota, Metazoa, Arthropoda, Insecta, Diptera, Drosophilidae.